This is a messenger RNA of Physcomitrium patens, 1152 nucleotides long. Its product is annotated as vacuolar protein sorting-associated protein 2 homolog 3. Gene Ontology annotation, biological process: vacuolar transport. The record is from RefSeq and is a predicted model, not a curated record. Lineage: Eukaryota; Viridiplantae; Streptophyta; Bryopsida; Funariales; Funariaceae.
GGCUCCUUGUCAAGAGGGCAGUGGUCUCAACUCCCGCUUUAGGGUUUUGAAUUUCUUCGAUGGAAAGUUGUCGCUGCCUCGGCAAUUGUUCCGGUGGCAUCCAUUCCCUCGCUUGAUUCGGAUCGAUGUGCAGGGUUGGAAUGUCAUGAGAGCUCUGCUGUGGAGGUCUGUUAUGGUGAUCUACUGCUUCACUCGAAAGGGACUGGGGCUGUCUUGAGGAGGUUACAAUUUCAGCUGGCAUUAGUGAGGGGAAGCAAGGUCAUUGGCGAUUCGAUCGAACCACUUCGAGGGGCGGAGGAAGAGUCGUGAAGAUGAACCUUUUCAAGAAGAAGCCGGAUGCGAAAGAGGUGCUGAGAGCGAGUAAGCGGGAGAUGUCCAAUGCUACCAGGGGGAUCGAGAGAGAGAUCAAUUCCUUACAAAUAGAGGAAAAGAAGCUAGUGGCCGAAAUAAAAAAGACGGCCAAAGCUGGCAAUGACGCAGCUACCAAAAUCUUAGCACGGCAGCUGAUCCGGCUGCGGCAACAAAUUACAAAGCUACAAGAGAGUAGAGCCCAAAUGCGCGGGGUUGCCACGCAUACCCAGGCUAUGCAUGCAAACACAGCAGUGGCUGGCGCCAUGAAGGGAGCAACUAAAGCAAUGGCCUCUAUGAACAAGCAAAUGGAGCCUGCUAAGACGGCUAAGAUCAUGCAAGAAUUCCAGCGUCAGUCAGCUCAGAUGGACAUGACUACGGAGAUGAUGUCCGAUUCGAUCGAUGAUGCAUUAGACGAUGAUGAGGCUGAGGAAGAGACAGAAGAGCUUACCGCCCAGGUCCUUGAUGAAAUCGGCGUCGAUAUUGCCACUCAGAUGAGUGCUGCGCCGAAAGGGAAACUCGGUGCAGGCAAAGCUAGGGUCCCCAAUGCUAGCAGCUCUGGUAUCGAUGCAGUGGACUUGGAAGCUAGGCUGGCGGCUUUGCGAAGUGGAUGAGCACGACUGUUUCACCCCGAAAUACUUGUACAUAAUUCCUGAUGGCUCCCGUACUUUCCGGCAGUUAACUUGCAGUAUUUUAGAACUUGAUCCCUUGGCUGGCCAUUGAUUUGGCUGGUUUAGUUUGAAUGUACGAAAUGCUGUUGUAUUCAAAAUUAAGGAAAAUAAAAAUUGUUUUAGCAUCAAACAU